AAAGUAAACGGCCAUGUCGUGGUAGAAGUCAGUCCAGCAACGAGCGAGGCUUUCUCACGGCAUUCAUAAUUAUUCAGUGGCACGUAGUCUUGGAACUACGGCUCUGAAAGAAACACUUCUCACCUUUCGUUUGACAUUUAACAAUUCCGUUUGACGUCGCGUGUCUUUAGAGCCCGAGGGCAAACAUGAGUGGAGGAGGGACGCCGUACAUCGGCAGCAAAAUUAGCCUAAUCUCCAAGGCCGGGAUUCGCUAUGAAGGAAUUCUGUACACCAUUGACACUGAAAACUCGACAGUAGCUCUCGCCAAAGUUCGGUCUUUCGGCACCGAGGAUCGGCCCACCGACCGGCCCGUUCCCCCCCGGGAGGAGGUGUUUGAGUACAUCAUCUUCAGAGGGAGCGACAUAAAGGAUCUCACGGUGUGUGAGCCACCCAAAGCCACCAGCUCCCUGCCUCAGGAUCCUGCUAUAGUUCAAUCAUCACUUGGAUCCAGCAAUGCUUCAGCCGGGCCGUCAUUCCAGCCGCCUGGGUCCUACGCAGCGAUCAGCAAGGCCUCCGUUCCGCCAUACAGCCAGUUUGGUGUCGCGCCCCUUGCAGCUCAGCAGUUUGGUUCCACCGGAGCCGGAGGGCGCAUCAGUCCCCAGCUGGACUCGAUAACGAAACGUCCCUCCCUGGAGCAGACGGUGAAGGCCCCACCAUCAGCUACCGCUGCACCGCUUCCCCCUGUAGGGCAGAGGGGUCAGUCAGUGCCGGCGGCUACCAGACCCACCGCCCCCUCCGCUGGCAACCAGAGGCCCCCCGACCUCCUGGAGCAGAGAAGGGCUCCAGAGGUCCAGAAGGUGUUGCAGCCAGAACACGAACACAGCGCGCUUGAAAACCGAGAUCCCAACAAGCGCCACGCCGUUCAUUUGACAGCCGGCACUCAGCCCCCACGCCGUGGCCGCGGGAGAGGAAACCGCAGCAGAGGCAAACUCAACAUGCGCAGGGACGGCGUCAUGACCUUCGAAGAAGACUUUGACUUUGAGACGGCCAAUGCCCAGUUCAACAAAGAUGAGAUCGACAAAGAGCUCCAGAACAAGCUCAAGCUGAAAGACGACAAGAUUGAAAAGGCGGUAAAUGGAGAAGAAGCAGCAGAGUCUGAACAUCCAGCUAACGAGGGCACCACCAGCAGCAGCACCGCCCCAGUCACCACCACCACCAACGAGGAGGAGGAGGCCGCUAUAAGCACCUACUAUGACAAGACCAAGUCCUUCUUUGACAACCUGUCCGCUGAUGAUUUGAGUAAAGGGGGUGAAAGAGGAUUUUCAAGGGAGCGGAGGACCACCUGGGCAGAAGAGAGGCGAAUGAACUCUGAAACAUUUGGCAUCCCCUUGAGGCACAACCGAGGAAGAGGAGGUUUUCGCGGCCGGGGCUACAUGGGGCCCCGCGGCGGCAGGGGGCGCCCGCUGAGCAGAGGCUCCUUCGCGCCCCCUCGAGGUCCUCCGCCUGGAUUCCGAGGCGGCUUCAGAGGCGGCAGGGGCGGCCGGGAUUUCUCUGAUUUUGAAUACAGGAAGGACAACAAGGUGGCUGCAUAGUGCUGCCGGCUCCUCGAAGAACCCGACCCCUUCCUCCAGAAAUGAUCCUCCUGAAGAACUUCUUUGCUCUCGACAUUUGACGGAUCGAAUGAAGAAGUCGUCUGUCACCUGCAGCGGCGCUGCUUUACAUCGAGGGGGUGCAGCUCCCUUUUCUCCACUUUUGAGAAUUAGGCUUUUUUGUGUGUUGUUGUUAUUGUUUUAUGGCCCAGACAUGUUUGAUGUACAGCCACCGGAUGGAGGAGGACAUUUGUAAAUUCCUUACUUGGGAGCGAGUAUUUUUGCAUCGAUCCAGUUAAUUUCUUACAAAGAUGUAUUUGAUAUUGAAAACCGCCAUUUGCGAGAAACCCCACCGAUGCUGUGAGCAGGUCAUCAUCGAUCUUUUCUUUUUGUGGCAGCACCAAAAUUCAAGGCAUUUCCAUUCUAACCACAUUCUCCUCUGCUCAGACUUACUUAGUUUGGUUGCCACGUGUUCAGUAUUUUUUACCCAGAAUGCAGGGGAAAUUUCAAGUUGCAGGAUUUCUUUUCUGACGUCUCUUUAUUCUCUAACCAAUAGAAACAAAAUCUGAACAGAAUGGUGUAAUAUAACGUAUAUAGGCUUCUACUUGCCCCCUCUCAGUAAAUUGUGGCUCAUCAGACACUUGCUUUGUUAGUUUUUAGAAGGUUUAUUUAGAAUCGUGUACAUCAUACCUAGACCUCUUGCUGCUUCUGAUGAAUUCUGCUUGUUUUUUUGGCUGGAACUGCUCGCGUGUCCACGGUAGCAGCUUACUGCAGGCGACCAAUGACACCUGGCCAUCUAAUCGCUAUUUGGGGUUCACCACAUUAACAUGUUCGUUUUUUUUUUGUGGACAGGGUUGUUUUUUUACCUAGUUGACUAAACAAAAAGCAUUCCCAUGAUUAGUGUCCGUUCCUAUCAAAGCCUGUGGAAGUUCUUAGGAAAAGCCUUCAGUAUAAACCUGCAGUCAGAAUGACUUCGAACAAGUUUGAUUAGCCCCCCCACCCCCCCCCCCCACCAAAAAAAUGAGAAAUGCUUUGCUAUUUUGCCAAAAACACGAUGUAGGCGUUUGGUAAAGCUAUAACUGGCAGCCUUUAUCGUACUUGUUAAAUCUGGGGGGUAUUUGGCAUUAGGAGGGCGAUGGACGAAAAUGGUCAAUUUAUCUGCAUAAUUGAGCGCCUGCUUCUGGUGACCGGCACCCGUUGUUGGGAUGACAUCACUCAAUCGGCAGCAUUUUAGUUCUUACUGUUGCGUCAGCUGCAUUUUUUUGUCUCUUCAAAACUGCUUGCAGGUUUACUGAAAAUGGGGAAUUGUGAAUGUUAUUAAUGAUGCCUCAAAAUAGUACGUUCCACAUUCGACCCUGUGGCUUGUUUGUAGCUCAUCUUGUUGCAUUGUUCUCAAUGGAAGGGUUCUCUGGAGUGUUUUUUUUAAGGGACGUGACCUGGAUGUGAUGCCAGUGGGCUGAUUCUUUUUUUUUUUACUUUUUUUUUCGUUGCUCUGAUUUGUUUGUACUUUAGGGAGUGCCUUUUUUUCCUUCUCUUUACAGCUCUCCCUUUAACUAAAAGUUGAAUAAAGGUUUUUGAUAGCACUACGAGGCUGCGGCUUUACAAAACAAAGCAGCCGGGGGAAGUGGAUGUUGCACAGGUUGCUGAUCUCUGCAUGAUGAGCCGUAGAAAUCAUCCCUUUGGCUUUUUUUCCUGCAGUAAAACAGCGGGAUUGAAUUUUGAGACAAAAAAAAGUAUUACUGGACUAUUACAAACUGACACAUUUUCAUGUUUCUCCUUGAAGUCACUGGGUUGUUGACCAGGAAUUGUUUUCAUGAGAACCGCAGCGAAUUGAGUUUUUAAGUAAAAUAAAGAGUCGUACAAUGUC
Molecule: messenger RNA, 3435 nt
Organism: Gasterosteus aculeatus aculeatus (three-spined stickleback)
Lineage: Eukaryota; Metazoa; Chordata; Actinopteri; Perciformes; Gasterosteidae
Product: protein LSM14 homolog A
Biological process (GO): P-body assembly; cytoplasmic stress granule assembly
Cellular component (GO): P-body
Molecular function (GO): mRNA binding
Source: RefSeq, a predicted model, not a curated record